ACUUAUUUAUAUAUGGAAUUGAGAAUUAUUUUAUUUAUAUAUGUACUCUCUUUCUUCCCACACACCACAUGCCAUAUCUUAAUUAGAAACAGACGACAUAUAACAUAUUGAUAUUGCACAGCAGAAGAAGACAACAAAAGCAGGACAAGACAACAAUGGAGAACGGAGACAUGGUAGCAAACACUAACAAUACGACCCCGUUGUUGGACGCAGGUGACCACGAAGACGCAGGUGAUCACGAAGAGGGGUGGUGGAACAAGGUGCUGGACUUAGAGGAGGCAAAAAACCAGGUGUUGUUUUCGUUGCCGAUGAUUCUGACCAACGUUUUCUUUUACAUGAUCCCUCUGAUUUCUGUCAUGUUUGCCGGCCAUCUCGGUGAGCUUCAGCUUGCCGGUGCAACCCUUGCAAAUUCUUGGGCCACCGUCACCGGCUUCGCUUUCAUGGUUGGAUCAAGUGGAGCUCUAGAAACGUUGUGUGGGCAAGGAUUCGGCGCAAAGUUAUAUAGAAUGCUGGGGAUUUAUCUACAAGCCUCUUGCAUCAUUUCAUUCCUGUCCUCUAUCGCUGUAUCCGUAGUCUGGUUCUAUACAGAGCCAAUACUUAUCUUAGUUCAUCAAGACCCUCAAAUUUCAAAAUAUGCAGCGCUUUAUAUGAAAUUUCUUAUCCCUGGAUUGUUUGCAUAUGGCUUCCUGCACAACAUUUUGAGAUUUCUUCAGACGCAAUCUGUUGUCAUGCCACUGGUCUACUUCUCGGUGAUCCCAGUGGUUCUUCAUGUUGGAAUUGCAUAUAGUCUGGUACAUUGGACAGGUCUUGGUUAUGUGGGAGCUCCGCUGGCAGCUUCGAUUUCAAUAUGGAUAUCGAUGCUAAUGUUGGCCACGUAUGUUUUGUGCGCAAAGAAGUUUGAGGUUACGUGGGAAGGGUUUUCAUUAGAAUCAUUUCAUUAUGUCCUCUCCAACUUGAAACUUGCUCUACCCUCUGCAGCAAUGGUAUGUUUAGAGUAUUGGGCCUUCGAGAUUCUGGUGUUCAUGGCAGGAGUGAUGCCAAACGCAGAACAAAACACUUCCCUAAUUGCAAUCUGCGUGAAUACAGAAGCAAUUGCAUACAUGAUUACAUAUGGCCUCAGUGCUGCUGCAAGCACAAGGGUGUCAAAUGAAUUGGGAGCAGGCAAUCCUGAGAAAGCAAAGAAUGCAAUGGCUGUGACUCUUAAGCUUUCUAUACUUCUCGCUCUAGUUGUUGUUCUGGCACUGGCAUUUGGUCACAAUUUAUGGGCCGGCUCCUUCAGCAACAGCAGUGUAAUAAUAAAACUAUUUGCUUCCAUGACACCAUUGCUUGCAGUUUCAAUAAUUGCUGAUUCUGUGCAAGGCGUCUUAUCAGGAGUGGCCAGAGGAUGUGGGUGGCAGCACUUGGCUGUGUAUGUAAACUUGGGAACAUUCUAUUUGGUUGGCAUGACAGUUGCAAGUGUUCUUGCAUUUAAGUUGAAACUAUAUGCUAAGGGGUUGUGGAUUGGUUUAAUCUGCGGUCUUUCAUGCCAAACCGCCCUACUUUUGGUGGUUACGCUACGCACAAAAUGGACUCGACUGGAUUUACCUCGUAAUGCAGAUGCAGUUUUGGCCUAACUGAAGGUCACAUAGAACUAGUAAACAACAUAGACCACAUAGGCAACCUAUUUGACUAGUUUAUGGAAUUUGAAGAACUUAUUUAUUGCAGAGAAAAAGACUCUGGAUGUUGGAGUUUUCUCGAAAGUAAGUUAUCAAAAAUUAGUCAGUCGAGCGGAAUUUGGAUGCUACUGGUGAACAAGUUUUACAGAUUGAGAAUUGGAACUAUAGCUAAAAGAAACUAAGAUGCA
Pyrus x bretschneideri (Chinese white pear) is the source of this 1843-nucleotide messenger RNA. Its product is annotated as protein DETOXIFICATION 19. Lineage: Eukaryota; Viridiplantae; Streptophyta; Magnoliopsida; Rosales; Rosaceae. Gene Ontology annotation, cellular component: membrane. Bases 156 to 1613 code for a protein of 485 amino acids. Gene Ontology annotation, molecular function: xenobiotic transmembrane transporter activity; antiporter activity. Gene Ontology annotation, biological process: xenobiotic detoxification by transmembrane export across the plasma membrane. The transcript has 7 exons. The record is from RefSeq and is a predicted model, not a curated record.